Cladocopium goreaui is the source of this 3438-nucleotide messenger RNA. The record is from the annotation of a GenBank genome assembly. Lineage: Eukaryota; Dinophyceae; Suessiales; Symbiodiniaceae.
AUGGUUUCCAGCCUGCUGCCGUGGUUCCUGGUGCGACUGGUGAACCUCGUGCUGGGUGAGGAGUCCUGUUUGAUCCAGGUGGCGAGUCGUCAACAAGCAUUGGCUCGAUCUGGGAGCCCAGGUGAGUACGGACACCAAGAAACGGCGGCAGUCAGGAGUCUCCUGAAGGACCAUUACCGGAAGAAGGGCCAGAAGGGCCAGAAGGGCCUGGGCAAUUCCAACUGUCCCCCCAAAAUUCCUGGCCAGAAGAUGUAUUUCGCUGGACCCGAUGCAUGCAGCAUUGCCAGUGCCAACAUGAUGUAUCUGGCGCACGAUGGACACAUCAAGCGCGCAGUCAAGGGUGAGAUCAUCGAAAUGAACUGCGAUGAUGUCAUGUGCCCAAUCCCUGUGAUCCCUGACUGCUACAUGUCCCCUGGCAUUUGCAAAGCAGAUGAGUGGUGCUGGAUCAUGCAACAUGAAAAGUGGGGAGCCUGGGCGAUGGCUCCACUUCCGGAUGGCACUUUUGGGCAUACGCCUGACGUGGGCUAUUGUUCAAAUUAUAUCCCGGCCUACGAGAAAGCAUACGCAAAGGCCAUGGAAAAGAAUGACCAGAUGAAACUCAAGGAGCUGAACAAGUCUUUAGAAAUCCUCUGUCCCAGCAGUGCGCAGACCUUCGACAAUGCUUGGCGUCCCAUCAGGGGGCAGUGCUUGCCUUAUCGUCAGGAGCAGCAGAGCUGUUUCCAACAGCAAGACUUAGCGCCGGCCUUUACAGGGGCUUUGGGGCCACGAUACAAGUUGGAUGACAAAGGUUUUCCCAUGGAACGUCCACUUGCGUGCGCGCCGGACCUCGUUUGCACGGCCCCCAACUUCAAUGUGUUGCCCAGCACCUGCGUGCAAAAACGACCGCAGAACAUUUGCUACUAUGGUCCAUGGUGGGAUUCCAGCGAUUGUCCACGUGAUCACAUGAAGGGCAAGCCGGGCUUGACUUACGAUCUGGUAGUCCAGGCGAUGAUCUCAGCAGCCAUGCUCUAUCCCGGCGAAAUCGCUUGGACGGGGAACUGCAGUUACUGGGACCGCACUACGGAGAUUGGCAAAUCGGUGUUGCGGGUGCGUGAACAGAUCUAUAAGAUUGCAGUAGAGCUGUGGCCUUGGGUGGUGCUGAAACGAGGACCACCCAGCCUGGAGGAGUUAGGAGAGAUGCUGCCAGAUCCCUUUGAGUAUUUGGUGAAACAUGAGCACAUGACGCCCCAGCAGGCCUCAGUGCAGUGUGCAAGCCAGUCAGAUGAGAGCAACACCAUGGUGUCGCACCUACUAACGGAGGCACACAUCUUGGCUGCUCAGCCCAACAAGGUCUGGAGUUUGGUCCAUUUCUUUACCUUCAACUUGAUCGAUCUGCAAAUCACGGAAAGCAAAGCCUUAGCCUCGCAGGCGCUUGCGACAUUGUUGGCACAGAACUUUUGGUGCAACGACUGCCGGAGCUUCUUUGAAGUCGGUGUCAUUAAGCAGUUCAACCUCCCCCCGCUGGAUGGGAACGGGAUGCAGAUCGCGCGCUGGUGGCACCACGCCCAUAAUGUGGCGUCGGAACACGUGGCGACCACCAGGGCCGGACACCCCUGGAUCCAUCAAAUUGAUGCCUUGAAGGAAUAUCAGAAUCCCUUCUACAUGUCCUGGGAUGAUGCUUAUGUGGCCAAUUGCCUACUUUGGUUGUGGGAAGUUCAGCUGGAUGAGAUGGAAAACUUGUCCAACAGGCCGAUGGCCUUGGGUGGUCGCUAUGGCACCCACUGGCAUCAGCCGUUGCUUCCCCUGGGUCCCAUGCGGGUGACGAAGGGAGAUCGCUUUAGCUUGGAGGUGAAGAUUUCGGACGCUGUGGGGCAGAAACUGAGCUUUACCUUGAAAGCGGCAGAACCAGGCUCGGCGAGUGCUUGGCAACCCUCCAUGCGCCUGCCCUCCGAUCCGCUCAUGCCGUUGCUGAAGAAUUGGCAGAAGGAGCUUGAGGAGGCCUGUGCGGAAAACACCGCACUGACCUCGAAGAAUCUCAUCGUCCACAACGCCGUCCUCACCGCCCUGCGCCGCCACUGGCCUUGCGCCCUGCAGCUCUUUGCCGCGCUGCCGGCGCGGCGGCUGCGGCCCGAUGGCGUCUCGGUCAACGCGCUGAUGGCCUCAGACGGCUUGACGAAGCGACGGACCUUGGAGCUGCUCCGGGAGAUGCCGAGGCGACUGCUGUCGCCGGACGUGGUGACUUUCGGUGCCGCUUGCAGUGCCUGCGAAGUGGAAACGGCCUGGCGGGAUGCCUUGCAUUUGUUGGGGGAAGCCAGAGGUUUGAAGAUCUGCAGUACCAUCCUGUGCAGUUCGGUGAUCAGCGCGUGUGGCAAGGGGAAGCAAUGGCAAAUCGCCCUAGAUCUGCUGAAAUCCAUGGAGGACCUGGUCUUCCAACGGGUCCAGCCCAACGCCAUCAGCUUCAACUCCGCCAUCAACGCCUGUGGCCGUGGCAGCCAGUGGCCGCUGGCUGUGGCGCUGCUGCAGCGAAUGGCGCGUCAGUCGCUGCGCCCCACGGCCGCGGGCUUCGGGGCAGUGGUGGCGGCCACGGGGCGGAAAGGCCUGUGGCGCAUGGCGCUGCUGCUGAUGGAAAAAAUGGAGGAAGAAGGGCUGGAGGUGAACCCGUGGAUUCGCAGGGGCAUCACGUGGACCUGCCGAAAAGCGAAAGCUGGAGAUUUUCGGAUGAACUUGGGAACUUCGCAGGGAACAUGGGCAGAUGCAGCCAAUUCAGGAUGGGAAAAGGCGCUAUUUCAGUGCUGGGAAACUUUGAAGGAUCCCUUGCAGAGAUCUUCUGGAAGUUCUGCCUGGUACGACUUACUGCCUCCAAACGAAGUGCUGAAGCUGCUGCAUCUGUCAGGAAAGGCUGGGCUGGCUGAAAAUCUCUGGCAGCAGAUGGCGGUCGUGGGCAUGCAGGGACUCAUUGGGUGGUUGGUCAUGAUGGAUGUCUGGCAAGCAAGGUGUGACCGUCGAUGUUUGUUGCUGGCCACUUCCGGCGCCUCUCAGCAGCUCCGAUCCGCCUGGAAAUCGAACAACGGCGACGAAACGUGGACGACGGUGGAGGACUCCAUGGAUUGGGCCGGGCAGAUCUUGCAGGUGAACGACAUGUUCUAUGCCUUGGAGGUCAAUCAGCGAUCUGUUUUUGGACACCUCCAUGGCACGUUUCGCAGCUCCUUGAGCUCGUUGGCGCAACUGAGGAAACCGAGAAGCGACCAGAGUUGGGGUGACGCUGCGCUGCAGGAUACAGUGCUGGAGCAACACUUUUCACUGGGGCUUUACUUCACUCCAGUUGCCCUGAAUGAGCUGGGACUGAGAUACCUUGAUCCAGACGAAAAGAAUUGGGUGCUGCAGUGCAGCCGGCUGUUCGGUCGUUGUUUCGAAUUCUCAGUCCAAGGCGACAAGUCAGAUCCCAACUUCAAUGGUUAA